CGGGAGUCUCGACUAGGGUGGGUUUUCCGGUGCUUGCAUGUUAUUUCAGUCAACAUCGAACACUAGAAAAGGUUUGCUUUCAAAUUCAUUUCAUGAUAAUGAUUUUCGUUUCUAUUUUGGUCUAAAGAGCGGCUAUCGCUUUAAUUAUUUUAAAUCAAAUGUUCUCACAAGCAUUGAAAGUAAUGACUGAAAUAUUUGUCAACGCUUAUUUGUAUGAAAAAUGUGGUCAAAGACCACAUAUAUCUAGAUCAAAUACGGAGAAUUAUGAUAAAGACGCUUUUGAUCAACAUUUGAUGAAUAUUCGAAAAGCAAACUUUUAAAAUAAUUUAAAUUUGAAAGCAUAAGAAGAUCUGUGUCGUAACAGAAUUAAUAGCGACAAUAAUUGAUAGACUGCGCUAGUGUACUACCGUCGGAUCAAAAAUAGUGAAAUAAAUUCUUUAUUCAGCAUAAACGAAAAGUGUGCAAAACUUCCGUGUGUCCCGUUUGAAUUUUGAUGUUAUUAGUUGAAGGUUGAGCUUGUCCGGUGUCGUUAAAACAUUGGUUGAGUAUUACCACCUAUCACUAUAUAACAAGUUGAUCUGUCGCAUAACAGAUGGCAUUCGUCUGUACGGUUGAUCCUCUUCCUCUGUGUUUGAAUAUAAGACAAAAUAGAUUGUGAUUGUUUAAGUUUCAGUGCACGUUUCCUUUUAUCUUCUGUGUCACAUUUAAUUCUCUAUUUUGAAUCUUAAAACAAACAUGUAUCGAUCACUGCUAAUUCUGGUUGUUUUGUUUGUCAUCGGUCAAUGUACUGAUCAUUUCGUCGAAAAAUUUGAUGGUAGGAAUUUAUAAUAAACUACUCUAAGAAUAAGUGUUAACUUUUGUUCUUAUCAGAUGGUGAUAAAUGGACGAACAGAUGGGUUGAAUCAACAGCAAAAGGUAAAGAACAAGGAAAAUUUAAAUUAACUGCCGGAAAAUUCUAUGGAGAUAAAGAAAAAGACAAAGGUAUUCAAACAUCCGAAGAUGCAAGAUUUUAUGGUUUAUCAGCCAAAUUCGAUAAACCGUUUUCAAAUGAAGGAAAAACAUUAGUCAUCCAAUUUACCGUUAAACAUGAACAAAAAAUUGAUUGCGGCGGUGGAUACGUAAAAGUUUAUCCAGCUGAUGUUGAUCAAAAGAAUCUUCACGGUGAUUCUCCAUAUAAUAUCAUGUUUGGUCCAGACAUUUGUGGUUAUAGUACGAAAAAAGUUCAUGUUAUUUUCACAUACAAAGGAAAAAAUUUAUUGACGAAAAAAGAUAUUAAAUGCAAAGAUGACGAAUUAACACAUUUGUACACAUUGAUACUUAAACCUGAUAACACCUAUGUCGUGAAAAUUGAUAAUGAGAAAGUAGAAAGUGGCAAAUUAGAAGAAGAUUGGGAUUUCUUAGCACCAAAAAAAAUUCCAGAUCCAUCAGCGUCAAAACCAUCCACCUGGGACGAUAAUGAAAAAAUUGAUGACCCAGCUGAUACUAAACCGAGCGAUUAUGAUAAACCGGAACAUAUUCCAGAUCCAGAUGCUAAAACACCAGAAGAUUGGGAUACAGAAAUCGAUGGAACUUGGGAACCACCGAUGAUCGACAACCCAGAAUAUAAAGGCCAAUGGAAACCAAAACAAAUUGAUAAUCCAGCGUAUAAAGGUGCAUGGGUACAUCCAGAAAUCGAUAAUCCAGAUUAUUCUGAAGAUACAGAUCUUUAUUUAUUUAAAGAUAUUGGUGCUAUUGGAUUUGAUUUGUGGCAAGUUAAAUCUGGAACAAUAUUCGAUAACGUUUUGGUUACUGAUGAUGAAACACGUGCUGAGGAAUUUGGAAAUGAAACUUGGGGAAAAACAAAAGAUCCAGAAAAAAAGAUGAGAGAUGAACAAGAAGAAAGUGAACGAAAGAAAGAAGAAGCCGAACGUAAAGCUAAAGAAGAAGAAGAAAAAUCGAAAAAACAAAGCGAUCCAGAUACCGAUGAUGAAACCGAAGACAAAUCCGAUGACACAGAAAAGCAUGGACAUCAAGAUGAUGAAUUGUAA
Didymodactylos carnosus is the source of this 2027-nucleotide messenger RNA. Lineage: Eukaryota; Metazoa; Rotifera; Eurotatoria; Philodinida; Philodinidae. The record is from the annotation of a GenBank genome assembly.